Molecule: messenger RNA, 243 nt
Organism: Pichia membranifaciens NRRL Y-2026
Lineage: Eukaryota; Fungi; Ascomycota; Pichiomycetes; Pichiales; Pichiaceae
Exons: 1
Coding region: 1-243 (80 amino acids)
Cellular component (GO): mitochondrial intermembrane space
Source: RefSeq, a predicted model, not a curated record
AUGGGGAAGUGCGUGGACCCAUGCAAGGCGCAGGCGUGCGCCAUCCAGGACUGUCUCAAGAAACACGGGUUCGACGAGUCCAAGUGCACAGCACACAUCGACCGUUUGUACGCGUGCUGCAAACAGUUCUACGAGAGCGAGGGCAGGGACGCCCGGUCGCCGUGCUGCCCGACGCCCAAGUUGUUAAAGUUCAAGAUGGAGCAGCGGGCGGAGGAGCUGCUGGACGCCAGGCUUGUGCGCUGA